AUGGAAGAUGUGAUCCGCUCCAUCCGUGACCCAGAGAAGCCCAACACCCUGGAGGAGCUGGAGGUGGUGACAGAGAAGUGUGUGGAGGUGCAGCAGCUGGGGGACGAAGAGUUCCUCAUCAUCAUCAGGUUCUCCCCCACGGUGCCUCACUGCUCCCUGGCCACCCUCAUUGGUUUGUGUUUACAAGUCAAACUCCAGCGGUGUCUCCCCUUCAAGCACAAGCUUGAAAUCUACAUCUCAGAAGGAACUCACUCCACAGAGGAGGACAAAUCCUGGAUGAGGACUGUGCUCUCUGAACGGGACACUGUGUUUUGUUCGAGAGUUAACAAACAGAUCAACGAUAAGGAGCGAGUGGCGGCGGCGAUGGAAAACCCGAACCUCCGAGAGAUCGUGGAGCAGUGCGUCACGGAACCAGACGACUGA
Molecule: messenger RNA, 423 nt
Organism: Knipowitschia caucasica
Lineage: Eukaryota; Metazoa; Chordata; Actinopteri; Gobiiformes; Gobiidae
Source: the annotation of a GenBank genome assembly